This is a messenger RNA of Schizophyllum commune H4-8, 1458 nucleotides long. RefSeq lists its product as uncharacterized. The transcript has 4 exons. Lineage: Eukaryota; Fungi; Basidiomycota; Agaricomycetes; Agaricales; Schizophyllaceae. Bases 59 to 1321 code for a protein of 420 amino acids. The record is from RefSeq and is a predicted model, not a curated record.
CCCGACCACCAUCAUCUAGUCGCAGGCUUAACUGGAUUGCAGAGCCUCGAACGCCAGAAUGAUCAAGCGUAAGGCUAUGCGCGUCCAGUCGGACGACGAUUCUGAGGGAGAAAGCACUGUCCCCGUUAAGCGAUCCAGGGUUGACGAGCAGCCACUUGAGAGCGAGGAGGAGUUGAUCGACGUAGAAACGUCAGAGGUCCCCAGUCGUCUUCGCCGGCAAUCCUCCACCAGCAAACGUCCCUCCAAAUCCACAACCAAAGCCCCUCCCGCGAAGAAGCGCAAGCGCGUCGUUGGGUCGGAUGCUGGCUCGGAAGACGACUUCUUCAAUGACGCGGUGGACAGCGGCGAAGAUGACGAGCCCCCGCCCGAGGAGUAUGACGACGGGGACGAUGACUUCGUGGUGGACGACGCGCCCAAGCGCGGGAAGGCCAAGUCCACCGGCGCUCGUGGCAAGGGUCGAUCGCGCGCGGCGGAGAAGGAGGACACGAAGGACAUCAAGAUGAAGGACGAGCGACAGCAGAAGCCACCGCCUGCGAAGCGCGCGCGACCGGCGGAUGCGGACGCAGCUGCCCCGGUGGCGCCUGAGCCUGGACCGAGCGUGGUAUCGGUGAAGGGACUCCCUCGAAUCAAGAAGAACAACUCGAGCGCGAGCACCGCGCCUGGGACACCGUCAAAUCCCGCUGCAGCGAAGCCGGCGGUGGCGGGCAAGCCCUCUGCACCUACGACGAAAGCGGCGGCGCUGGACUUGAAGAAGGACCUCGGCUUGAAGACGAGCUCGCGCAAGGCUGCUGCGACUCAGCCGGCUAGUGAUCUCGACCUGAACAACAAGGACAAUUGGGCGUCGUUAUUCAAGGGUGGCACAGGCCCUCCGCGUGCAGGCGUGAAGAACGAUGACGGGCGUAAGGAGCUAGAAAAGAAACGAGAAGCAGAACGCGCGAGGCGAAUGGAAACCCUGCGCAACACCUUCGACCUCCAAGCGCAAACCGAAAAGAUCAUCCGCUUCGAAGAACGUCUCAGAAGCGCAAAGAGCGGCGUUGCAUUCCCCAAAUUCCUCGCCGCGAAGUGGCGAGACGUCUACGAGCGCGGGAAGCAGCAAUCCACGGCGACUGCCAACGGGACGCCACAGCACCCACAGUCCUCGCGAACGCCCCAGCAUAAUACGCGGACUCCCCAACAUAUGCAGAACGCGCAGACGCCUCAGUAUACCCAAAUCAUGCAGACGCCCCAGCACUCGCAGCAUGUUCAGACGCCGCGUUAUUCGCAGGAUCUGCAGACACCUCAGCACUUGCAGGACGCGCAGCCGACUGCCGCGGCUGCGUGAGAGUGCUUGUCGCACCUGCCUCUUGCUGGGUGCAUGUCUGUUGCGGGACGUAUCUCUUUCGCGCUGGACGCUUUCUUUACGUGGAUGUAACACCAAUGUAUGUUCCUCGAGUUUGACGCGUUUGAACCAUUGCGAAA